AUGUGCGAGAAGACGGGAAUCGAUGACAAGAUGACGAACAUCACCCCGGAGACGAGGAUCAUGAUGAUGCGGACUGCCGAUAGCAGGAAUGGCUACCGGAGACAGAUCCUUGCCGCCCUCGCAGUGUCCCUUGGCCCAUUCGCCGCGGGCCUCAGCAAAGGCUACAUGUCCCCUGCCAUCGCCUCCAUGCAAGAGUUGGAGCACCAGAACGCCUCCUUCACCGUCAGCGACCAGCAGGCGAGCUGGAUCGCCAGUUUGAGUCUACUAGGUGCCUUAAUUGGGGGGAUCUUGGGAGGGAUGGCGAUGAGGUUGGGGCGCCGAACGAUCCUCCUGGCAGCAGCCCUGCCGUAUACCGUCGCGUGGCUGGCGACAUCGCUGUCCACCAGCGUCGACAUGAUCUCCGUGACCUCGUUCUGCGGUGGCAUGUUGGUCUGCUGCAUCACAAUGAUAACACAGGUAUACAUAACCGAAAUCGCAGUGCCAGAGAUCAGGGGAUGCCUGAGCUCCGUCUCCAAGAUAUUGAGCCAGGUCGGCAUACUGAUCUCGUACUCUUUAGGGGCCUAUCUAAACUGGCAGCAGCUGGCGCUGGUGGUGGCGGCCGCUCCCGUCCUGCUGUUCCUAGCGCUGCUCUUCAUCCCUGAGACCCCUUCUUCGCUGUUCCUUCGGGGGAAGGAGGAGGACGCGGCAGAUUCCCUGCAGUGGCUAAGAGGCCCCGACGCAGACAUUAGACAGGAGCUGGCCACGAUCAGGACGAAUAUAUUAGCCAGUAAACAGUAUCACAAUGGCAGGGCGGGGAAACUCAAAGUGCUUCUGUCCAAAAGACUCACCAGGCCAGUCCUGAUCACGUGCGGGCUGAUGUUCUUCCAGCGCUUCACUGGCGCCCACGUGUUCAGCUUCUACGCGGUGCCGAUGUUCAAGAAGACCUUCCGGAUGAUGAACCCGCACGGUGGGGCCAUCGCCACCAGCGCUGUCCAGCUCCUAGCCUCGUGCUUGUCCGGAAUGCUGAUCGACAACGUCGGCCGCCUUCCCCUUCUGAUGAUAAGCGGCGUGAUGAUGUCCAUAGCGCUCGCCGGCUACGGCUCCUACGCUUACUACAUGACCAUCUUCAUGAACUCCACCGAUCUAACACACACCGAGCCGGGCGCUUACGACUGGAUACCGCUCGUCUGCGUGCUCACCUUCACGAUAGCGUUCUCCCUCGGGAUCAGCCCGAUAUCCUCCCUGCUUAUCGGGGAGCUGUUCCCCCUCGAGUACAGGAGCACGGGGAGCGCGCUGGCAACCAGCUUCAGCCACCUGUGCGGCUUCGUGAACGUGAAGACCGCCGCCGAUAUACAAGACCACAUAGGGCUGUACGGCCUGUUUUGGCUGUACGCCGGCAUAUCGGUGCUCUGUCUACUGUUCGUGGUACUCUUCGUGCCGGAGACCAAAGGCCGGGAGAUCGACGAGAUGGACCCUAAGUAUGUGGAGUCGCUCUGCAUCAACCGA
This is a messenger RNA of Iphiclides podalirius (scarce swallowtail), 1485 nucleotides long. NCBI's taxonomy places the organism in Eukaryota, Metazoa, Arthropoda, Insecta, Lepidoptera, Papilionidae. The record is from the annotation of a GenBank genome assembly.